Messenger RNA from Beta vulgaris subsp. vulgaris (sugar beet), 732 nucleotides. RefSeq lists its product as uncharacterized. NCBI's taxonomy places the organism in Eukaryota, Viridiplantae, Streptophyta, Magnoliopsida, Caryophyllales, Amaranthaceae. The transcript has a single exon. The record is from RefSeq and is a predicted model, not a curated record. The coding region runs from base 1 to 732 and encodes 243 amino acids.
AUGGUGACUGAACAGAUGAUAUAUGGUGUAGUUGUUCAUAAGUCCUCUGGAGUGAGGUUUUGUUUGAGUUUGGUGUAUGGUCACAAUGAUAAGGACAAAAGAAGUGCCUUAUGGAAUGAUUUGAGUAAGUGUAGUAGUGAUGUCAGGGAUAUUCCUUGGGUAGUGAUGGGUGAUUUUAACAAUGUUUUGAACAUGAAUGAAACAAUAGGUCAGCCUAUUCUGUUCAAUGAAAUUGAAAAUUUCAAGAAGUGUGUGGAGAAUUGUGGGUUAGCUGAUGCUAAAAUGACAGGCCCCUUGUAUACCUGGUCCAAUAAACAACAUGAGAGUGAUUAUAUGGCUACAAAGAUAGAAAGAGUGUUAAUAAAUGAUCAAUGGGAGUUAAGUUUUCCUGCUACUGAAGCAACUUUUUUACCUGAGGGAAGCUAUGAUCAUUGUCCUUGUAUUGUGAAAAUUCAUCCUGACUUGAAUAAAAGGAUAAAACCUUUCAGAUUCUAUAAUAUGUGGUGUGAUGCUGAAAGAUUUUUACGUGUUGUGGAGGAGGUCUGGAAUGAAGUUAUUGCUGGCACAAGGAUGUUUCAAGUUGUCACUAAAAUGAAAAAGUUGAAAAAACCUCUCAAAGCUCUCAACAGGCAGUGUUUCUCAAAUAUUGAGAAUCAGACUGAUGAUGCUAAGUCACAUCUUGAUUCAAUGCAGCUGAAGCUCAAGAGAGGGGAGGUGUCUACUGCUGAAUAA